This is a messenger RNA of Hippocampus zosterae (dwarf seahorse), 1440 nucleotides long. It is a transcript of the gene agxta, whose product is annotated as alanine--glyoxylate and serine--pyruvate aminotransferase a. Gene Ontology annotation, molecular function: L-alanine:glyoxylate transaminase activity; L-serine:pyruvate transaminase activity. The record is from RefSeq and is a predicted model, not a curated record. The coding region runs from base 58 to 1245 and encodes 395 amino acids. Gene Ontology annotation, cellular component: peroxisome. Lineage: Eukaryota; Metazoa; Chordata; Actinopteri; Syngnathiformes; Syngnathidae. The transcript is spliced from 11 exons.
ACGAAGUUGGAAAACCGAGUGCCUUUCAGUCCGAGUGGAGUUUCUACAGCAAUCCCCAUGUCUGACGACAUGUCCUCUCUGGCGGUGCCACCGCCCAAACGUCUGCGGACCCCCCUGUUGGUUCCUCAACGCCACAUGUUUGGACCCGGACCCUCCAACGUUCCGCCGCGCAUCUUGAGGGCCGGAGCCAAUCCCGUCAUUGGACACAUGCAUCCGGAGAUUUGGGAGAUAAUGGCUGACAUCCAGGGCGGAAUACAGUACCUGUUCCAGACUCGGAACCCGGUGACUUUGGUGCUAAGUGGCACGGGCCACACCGCCAUGGAGUGUGCAAUCUUCAACGCCGUGGAGGCUGGCGACAACGUGCUGGUGGCAGUCAAUGGCAUCUGGGGAGAACGGGCAGCGGACAUAGCGGAGAGGAUAGGUGCUCGGGUUAACACCAUUGUUGUGUCGCUUGCUGGAUUCUUUACCAAUGCAGAAAUCGAGGAGGCAUUAAUCAAACACAGGCCUGUGCUGUUUUUCCUGGCGCACGGAGAAUCAUCCACUGGCGUCCUGCACCCAUUGGAUGGCAUUGGACAACUGUGUCAUAAGUACGACUGUUUGUUCCUGGUGGACUCUGUGGCGUCAAUAGGCGGUGUUCCAGUGUACAUGGACCAACAAGGGAUCGACAUCCUGUACACAGCUUCUCAGAAGGUUCUGAACGCCCCACCGGGUAUAGCACCCAUCUCUUUCAGUGAGCUAGCAUGUCGAAAAAUAUUCAACCGCAGAACAAAGCCGGUGUCGUUCUUCUUGGACCUGAGCUUGCUGUCCAACUACUGGGGAUGUGAUGGCAAAGCCACUCGAAUGUACCACCACACAGGCCCUGUCUCUGCUUUUUACUCCCUCAGAGAGAGCCUGGCAAUCCUGGUGGAGGAGGGUCUGGAAAGUUCUUGGAAGAGGCACGCGAAUGUGACUGAAUAUUUCCACAAUGGUUUAGAGCAUAUGGGGCUCAAACUCUUCGUGGAGGAUAAGGCUUUGAGGUUGCCGACGGUGACGACAAUCGUGGCUCCAGAUGGAUACGACUGGAAGGAGAUCAUAGCCUACGUCAUGAAGACGCACAACUUGGAGAUCUCCGGGGGGCUGGGACCCUCCGCCGGCAUGGUACUUCGCGUUGGUCUGAUGGGAUGCAACAGCAACAUUACGAAUGCUGACCUGGUGCUGGCAGCUCUGAGGGAUGCGUUGACGCACUGUCACAAGAGCAAAGUCUGAUUCUCAACAGUAGAUGUAGUCCCUGACAAGUUGACAUGAUUUGUGAGAUCUUGUUAUAAUAGAAAAAUGAAGAAAAUUAAUGUCAUUCUUCUUUACUUGUUAUUGUGUUACCAUUCCUAUUUUCACUCUCUGCCGUGAAGAAAUGGGAGAUUACCAUACAACCUCACUUUGGAAAAAUAAAGACUAGUCAUCAUA